Amoebophrya sp. A120 is the source of this 1793-nucleotide messenger RNA. The record is from the annotation of a GenBank genome assembly. NCBI's taxonomy places the organism in Eukaryota, Dinophyceae, Syndiniales, Amoebophryaceae.
AGUUUCCCAGGCAGAGCAACAAUUUUUUUGCUGGUGUCGUGCUGUAUUUGUUGAAAGCGGUUGAAUUUCCUCGACGUAGUUAUCUGUACAACGUUCAGGAGCAGCAAGAAAACAGCAUCAGUAUCACUUUGAUACUUUAGCAAAGGGCACACUAGCAACGACGCAUUUAACAUUAGCACUUCUACAGAACGACUAUUCGCAUUCUGCUCUGAAAAUGACAGCGACCUCCACCGACAUGAGCUCUAAAGAUCUACUUUUCUCGCCUGCUGUGCGCCCCGAGAACAACAACGAGAUCCUGAGUCACAGCACGACGACCGCGAAGCCCGACGACUUUGUGAUUCUGUACGGCAACGCAGAAACCGUCUUCGGAUUGACGCUUCAAAAAAACGGGAUCUUCGACUGUGAGUGGGGUUCUUUUUCCCAUGACGACAUUAUCGGCCAGCCGUUCGGCACAGUCAUCCGGGAGCGGAACCCCUGGCCGGCACUGGAAAAGAAACUGCUGAUCAAGGCGAAUGCGAAAGAUGGGGCGGGUCAUUUAUCUACUGGCGGGACAAACAAGAAGAGAAAAACCGACAGCAGCGUGACGACAACGGAUAACCUGGAUGAAGAAAUCGAUCAGGAGCCACCAGAGCAAGGGGUGGAAAAGAAAAAGCAAGCAGCUGGCGCUAUUAUAGAAGUAGGGCGAGGAACCAAGGCCGACUCGCUUGAAAAGAAGAACAGCAUCGGUGCAGAAGAUCAGGCGAGCUGCAAGGGCCGCGACGAGAUGAGGGCGACGAACAAAAGCAAAACUUCGCCAACAGCACCUUCCCAACAGCAUCAACAAGCAACAACAACCGCCCGCCGUCCGAAGUUCCUGAGUCUGAUGAAGCCGAACCCCGACUUGGCGACACUCUCCCUGCCGCACCGGACGCAGAUCAUCUAUCAUGCGGACAUCUCUUUGAUUCUAUCUUUGCUCGAUUUGAAACCCGGCGACUCCGUCGUAGAAACCGGCACCGGCUCGGGAUCUCUGUCCACAAGCUUGGCAGCGAGUGUCUCGCCGUUCGGAAAAGUUUUCACGUUCGAGUACCAUUUCGAGAGGUUUCGCAAGGCGAGGGAAGAAUUUGAGAUGCGAAAGGUGAACGGCUACGAUAAUUUGUUCACCUUUUGGGGGGACGCUUGCGCUUUGCAUAAUAACCACGCAGGAGCUCCUGCAAUAAACGAACAGGCGGAAGUAGAACAAGAACGCGAGCAAAGCGGUGAGAAAAAACCAAAAAUGGUGCGGUCUUUCCGCGAGGGAAUAGAGCUCCAUCUUGCAGAAACAAGCAAGCAGGAACAAAGUGCUGGCAUGAGCAACGCAGCAUCCUCCACCUCCACGAACACGCUCUCGUCGCGGCCUUCAUCCUCCACUUCCUCACCAGCAACACCCUACUUUGUCGACGCGGUGUUUCUGGACCUUCCGCAGCCGUGGGAGGCGAUUGAAAACGUGAAGCAGGUUUUGAAACUGAAUGGGAAGCUCUGCUUUUUCUGUCCCUGCGUGGAGCAGGUCAGCCGCAUGUCGGAAGCGCUGCGGUCCGGUGGCUUUCUGGACGUCCGGACCUUUGAGUGUUUGGCCAAGCCGUGGGGGGUGUGCAACACGAAAAACAACGGGGUCAACAACUCCAUGCAGUUGCCGAUGCGGGGACACACCAGCUACGUGUCGGUGGCGACCCGGUGGGAUGACGCGGAUAUUUUGUGAAUCAUGUUGUGAAAUAAAGCCUGUACAGCUUUUUUUUUGCGCUCUGACUGUGAUAACCGAUAAGUACCGAAAUACUCGC